Monoraphidium neglectum is the source of this 684-nucleotide messenger RNA. Its product is annotated as Coiled-coil domain-containing protein 25-like protein. The record is from RefSeq and is a predicted model, not a curated record. Lineage: Eukaryota; Viridiplantae; Chlorophyta; Chlorophyceae; Sphaeropleales; Selenastraceae. The transcript is spliced from 7 exons. The coding region runs from base 1 to 684 and encodes 227 amino acids.
AUGGUGUUCUACUUCUUCCCUCGUGGCCAUGUGGAGGGCAAAGACGACUAUCUCAUCUACAUGGGCCGUGACAAGUAUGAGAAUGAGGACCUGAUCAAGUAUGGCCUGCCCACGGACGUGUGGUUCCAUGUGGACGACCUGUCGUCUGCUCAUGUGUACCUGCGGCUGCCGGAGGGCACUACAAUGGACGACAUUCCAGAUUACACACUGGAGGACUGCUGCCAGCUGGUCAAGGAGAACUCCAUUCAGGCGUCAUUCCCUGGAUUUGCCAUCUUAGGCUGCAAGCUCAACAAUGUGCCCAUCGUGUACACGCCCUGGGCCAAUCUUAAGAAAACAGCAGACAUGGAUAUUGGCCAGGUGGGUUUCCACGACGCCAAGCGUGUGCGCAAGGCCAAGGUGGAGCGCAAGAGCAACGACAUUAUAAAGCGGCUGGAGAAGACCAGGGACGAGCGCAACCCCGACCUGCGGGCGGAGAAGGAGACAUUUGAGGCGCUAGUGCGCGCCCGCAAGCGGGCCGAAGAGCGGCAAGCGCGGCAGGAGGCCAAGGUGGCCAAGGACGAGCAGCGGCGGCAGGAGGACCUCAAGAGCUACAAGCACAUAAUGAAGGAAGAAAACAUGGUGUCCAACGCCGAGCUGCGGGAAAAGUACACCACGCCGCAAGACUAUGAGGAGGACUUCAUGUAA